AUGGAGACUCGAUCAGUGCUGUCAUCUGGGUUGGGCGGUAAGGACAUGGUGAUAAUUGCUUCACGAGAGGAACUAGCCCUACCGAGCAAGGUGGUCCUCCCUGAGCCAGAGCCUGCGCCAGGAUUGAUCAUGCCUGAUGGCUCAAUCAACUGGGGCUGCCCCUGCCUUGGAGGCAUGGCCACCGGCCCAUGUGGGACUCAGUUCCGAGAGGCAUUCUCAUGCUUCCAUUACAGGUACAAUUUUCAAGUUUAA
Molecule: messenger RNA, 252 nt
Organism: Arctia plantaginis
Lineage: Eukaryota; Metazoa; Arthropoda; Insecta; Lepidoptera; Erebidae
Source: the annotation of a GenBank genome assembly